This is a messenger RNA of Ananas comosus (pineapple), 3468 nucleotides long. RefSeq names its product probable serine/threonine-protein kinase nek3. The record is from RefSeq and is a predicted model, not a curated record. NCBI's taxonomy places the organism in Eukaryota, Viridiplantae, Streptophyta, Magnoliopsida, Poales, Bromeliaceae. The transcript has 3 exons. The coding region runs from base 165 to 3299 and encodes 1044 amino acids.
AUUGCUUGAUUAGUGUGGGCUAGUACAACAGCUUUUUCCGUCCCGAAAAUACAAAGAAAAAAGCUUCAUCUUCUUCAAUCCGAUCAAGUCACUCAGCCGAAAGAAAAUUUUUCAAUUUUUUUUUUUUUUUUUUCAUUUCCCCGGAUUCUCACUCUCUCUAAACCAUGUUAUCCUGCUUCCUUGAUCUUUGUCGGAUCUUCUUCGACUGCUGCGGAGAUGAUGAGGAACAAGAACGAAGAAGCAGCUACGGCGCCGGUUACUAUUCGCCGCUGCAAAGAGAGAGUUCGCCGAAGAGAUCGCCUGCGCCCGAAGCAUAUACACAAUAUACUGCUACUUAUAGUUGGAAAGCAUCAUCGCCGCCGCGGUUGAAACCUUCUUCAUCCUCUCUUGUUUCUUCAAAGCCUUAUUCUUCUUCGUCAGAUUCUUUUCCUUCUCCGUCUCCGGCGAAACCUCAAUCCAAACCUUCUUCAUCGUCUCUUGUUUCGUCGAAGGCUUCUUCUUCAUCAUCAUCAUCAUCAUCAUCUUCCUCCUUCUUAACUCCUUCCUUUACAGCUUCAUUUGCUUCUUCGUCUCCGGCGAAACCUCAAUCUCCUCACGCCGCAUCGGCCGGUGCAAAAACUUCGCAGCUGGCAAAACCUUCUUCAUCCUCUGUUGUUUCGUCGAAGGCUUCUUUUCCAUCAUCAUCUCCCCCCUCCUUAACUCGUUCUUCAACGGUUUCUUCUGUUCCUCCAUCUCCGGCGAAAGCUCAACCUCCUCAUGCUGCAUCUGCUGGUGCAAAAGCUUCGCAGAUAUCGAAACCUUAUUCUUCGCCCUCUCUUGCAGAAACUUCUUCUGCAUCAUCUAUCUUUUUAACUCCUUCCUUAACAGCUUAUUUUGCUUCUCUGUCUCUGGCAAAAACGCAAUCUCCUCACGCCACAUCGGCCAGUGCAAAAACUUCGCCGCUGUUAAAACCUCCUUCGUCCUCUGUUGUUUCGUCGAAGGCUUCUUCUUCGUCGUCAGCUUCCUCUUCCGUAACUCCUUUACCAGCUUCUUCUGCUCCUCCAUCUCCGGCAAAAGCUCGGCCUCCUCAUGCCACAUCUGCUGGUGCAAAAGCUUCGCGGCUAUCGGAACCUAAUUCUUCGCCUUCUCUUGUUUCGUCUAAGGCUUCUUCUUCAUCAUCUUCCUCCUUAACUCCUUCUUCAACAGCUUCUUUUGCUCCUCCUCCUCCAGUAAAAGCUCAAUCUCCUCAUGCCUCAUCAACUGGUCCAAAAGCUUCGCUGCAGUGGAAACCUGUUCCAUCGAAGGCUUCUUCUUCGUCAUUUUCCUUCUUAGCUCCUUCUUCAACAGCUUCCUUUGCUUCGCCAUCUCCGGCAAAAGCUCAGCCUCCUCAUGCCACAUCAGCUGGUGCAAAAGCUUCGCAGCUAUCGGAACCUUCCUUGCCCUCUCUUGUUUCGUCUAAGGCUCUUCCUUCCCCAGUAAAAGCUCAAUCUCCUCAUGCCGCAUCGGCUGGUCCAAUAGCUUCGCUGCAGUGGAAACCUGUUUCAUCGAAGGCUUCUUCUUCGUCAUUUUCCUUCUUAGCUCCUUCUUCAACAGCUUCCUUUGCUUCGCCAUCUCCGGCAAAAGCUCAGCCUCCUCAUGCCACAUCAGCUGGUGCAAAAGCUUCGCAGCUAUCGGAACCUUCUUUGCCCUCUCUCGUUUUGUCUAAAGCUGCUUCUUCAUCAUCUUCCUCCUUAACUCCCUCUUCAACAGCUUCUUCUGCUUCUCCAUCUCCAGCAAAAGCUCAGUCUCCUCACGCCGCAUCAGGCAGUGGAUCUCCUGCAAGAGCUUGGCCGCUAGCAGAACCUUCUUCGCCCUCUUCUGUUUCGUCGAAGGCUUCUUCUUCGUCAUCUUCCUCCUUACCUCCUUUAACGGCUUCUUUUGCUUCGCCCCAAUUUGAGCAGCGGAAUAAGAUCAGUCAGCUCCCCCGGUACGAGAUACCGAAGCAUCUGCGGGAGCAGAUCAAGAAUGAUGUCGUGCCCCAAGUGCUCAAAAGGCCCUUAUCCCCAUCAACUUAUGCUGAUUACUUUGCCGCUCUGCUUUAUGCAGAGGACUACUAUUCUGAGAAAUGGAGCGACUUUAUUUUGCAUGAUGUCAUGCUGGAAUUGCGUAAAAAGGACAGCUUCAAGAUUCAGAACUCAGCUGGAGGCAACAAGAACAACAAAAGUAAUGCUCAGAAGGAUAAGCCUUUUGUAGCUUUCGAGAUUGAUUCAGUUCCUGAGAAGCGGCCGUACCUCAUAUCAAGGGAUCAUGUCCUCGUGCGACCCGCUGGGAAGCAAAUUGAGCCCUUUCAGGGAAUCUUCUUCCGGGUCGAAAAGAGCAAAUGGGUGUUAGCCGAAUUCGGAGACAAUUUCCACAAGCAACACUCGCCCUCGAAGAAGUACGACGUUAGCUUCUCCUUCAACCGGGUUUGCUUGAAGCGAUGUCACCACGCGGUUUCGGCUGCAAUGGAUCCUUUCCUCUGCAGCAUCCUUUUCCCCGACCCACCCCAUAAAACAUUCCUUGGACCCAUCCAUGAUUUCAACUUCACCCAGAAUGACCGAGAAAGUGCCGUGAUUGCGAUAAUAAGCCAUAUUAUAAAUCUACGAAGUCCUGAACCUUAUCUUCUCGAGGGGCCUCUUUCAGAAACGCCAUCAGGCAAUCUCUCUGAAAUGGGGAAUGUGAUUCACUCAGCUAUUCUGCAGCUCUACAGAACCUGCACCAGCAGUAAAAUCCUUGUAUGUGCUCCGAGAAACCGGACAUUGGAUGCGCUAACAAAAAGCCUGCUGGAGGACAUCCCAGAAUCGAGAAUUUUCCGUGCCAAUGCAGCCUUUCGAGAGUACAAUCUCGUCCCGGAUGACAUUAUGCCGGUGUGCUCAUUUGAGGAGGAGUGCUUCACUUGUCCACCUCUAGCUGAGCUUGAGAACUUCAGGGUUGUUACCUCUACCUUCAUCAGUACAUUUAGGCUGAAAGCUGCUGGAAUUGGUGCUGAUCAUUUCAGUCAUAUCUUUCUCGUCGACGCCUCUUCUUCUACGGAGCCUGAGACUGUUGUGGCUCUCGCGAAUCUCGUGGGCAAGACUACUGCUGUCAUGGUGACAGGGUCACUACUCAAUAUGCCGAAGUGCGUGAGAUCGGAUAUGGCGAGGAGAAAUGGAUUGAAGAAGUCGUUCUUUCAGAGGCUUCGUGAGAUGGAGCCCUACUGUCUGGAUGAUCCUAUGUGUAUCACCCAUGUUUAUGGUGAUGAUAAACGAAAUGAUGGAACUAUGAUACUUCCAUCAAUGGAUACUAAUGGAUUCGAGUACUAAGUGCACGGCGAUCGUGAUUCUUCUGGUACUAGGUAUAGUGGAGUGGCCUGUACAGAUAUAUCGCAGAAAACAGUUGCUGCAGUUACUGUAUAUGUUUGUGGUUCAUGCUGAAUAAUAAAUAAACUGGUGCGUAUCUAAUAAUAACUUACUCCCUAUGAUGAUUAUUUCA